Messenger RNA from Dermacentor silvarum, 1899 nucleotides. RefSeq lists its product as uncharacterized. The record is from RefSeq and is a predicted model, not a curated record. Bases 138 to 1358 code for a protein of 406 amino acids. The transcript is spliced from 3 exons. NCBI's taxonomy places the organism in Eukaryota, Metazoa, Arthropoda, Arachnida, Ixodida, Ixodidae.
UGGCGCGGUGUAGAUCUCUUUGUUGGGUUACAGUGGCUAGGCUGUAGUUGGGUGCUGCGUGCCUGGCGAAGUUGGAAGCUUUGCCUGGUCAUCGUUGCUUCGAACAGGUCGUCAAGCUUCGCUUUGAGAUUGACUUUAUGUCAGCCAUGGACUUUGUAGCUGAUAUGAUGCGUGCUUUGCCGUCGUUGGUACCCCAGCAAAUGCUGAACCGCGAAGACUGGAGUGACGUCGUCGCCAUGAAGGGCGCACGGGAAGUCCUGAGUGGAGUCAGGUACCCGGAAGACUCCACCCGGCAGUCUCUAUACGCGUCCUGGCUGAGAGUCAUCGCCUCCACCACAUGGCAGGAGUCAUUCGACCUACUCAUGCUCGAGUGCGUGGCCGCCACACCGUCGCCAACUGCCCCCUGGAAGCCGCUGUUCGCCAGCAUCUACAGGGUCUCUGACUUGAUGAACCUGCCGUUCCCGGGUGUAAUAGAGCCUGUGCUAAACCUUGACAAGAUUCCCAAGCUCUUUGUGCACAAGCUUGAGGACGUGGAGCCGCUCCCUUCGUCUCCCGGAUUCGUCGAUUUCCUCGCCGACCUGAUAAGGAAGAGUCGCAGCUCUGGGGCGGCCCUGAACGAGGCCGGCCUGAUCAUCAGCUUCUACAGCCUCGCGCUGGCCGUUGUUGCAGCCAAGCCCGUGAGAGAAGUGCUGGACUUCUUCCGCACCCGGAUGAAGAGGGCGCUGGCCGCGGCUGUGCCCACGUCGUUUGAUGGAGACGUGUUCUGUCCCAGCGCCAGGUUCCUGACCAAACUGGCCCGCAAGACGCACUCAGGGGAAGGAAAGGUGAAGCCUUACAUCGUGCUCCUGGUGCUGGCUCAGUAUGCAUACUACGUCAACGAAGUUGAAGCAUCGCCCAGCGCCGACUUGAGGUUCCUGGAGGAAGGUUACCUGAUGCGAGCCAAGUUCGGUCUCCUGGACAUAAUACAACUGCUGCACGUUGUGCAAGAGAAGACUACGCUGAGCGCCGAGUUGCUCAACGGCAUCCUGCAGGAUGGCCGCUCUCAAGAGGUAGACCUGUCUUGCCAGCGCGUUCGCCAGUUCCUGGCAGACGCUGACGAGCCGAUGCAGCAAACGAAGCCGUGGUGCCGCACAACCAACUCAUGUUUCUUCACACACCUCGACUUGUGCGACCACGUGGACUACGCCAUGAGGCUGACAGCGUUUGUGGCGCCGGACCCCAACGACCUGCUCUGGGAGAGACCAGAGUUUGCCGAUGUGCCAGCGGCACGCAUUAAGGAUGCUCGGCUCUGGGCCCGCAACUUCAAGAGAGCCUUACGGAAAGGAAAGUACGGCACAGCCCCCAGGCUAGACCAGUAACAAGCUCGCACGGUUUGAGAAACCGACCGUUAACGCUUUGUAGCCUUUCAGCAAUCUCCUUAGCCACAUUAUUACGCUACCAAAUCAGGCAUCAAGGGCAUGCUCGAAUAUUCCACCUUGCUCCAAGUUUAUGCAGCCGUUAUUGCGAGUCUGGUGAUCAUAGCCGUCCCACUGCCAAAUCCAGCAUCAAAACAUGCCGGAAUGUUUCACACUGAGGCUUCACCUUGUCCUAUAUGUCUUCAUGCAACCCAUUUGUACUUUAUUUAGUGUCGCAAUUCCACUGCCAAGUCCACAUCUACAACACACUGUGGGACCUUUUACCGUUGCUGUUCUUUGAGAUCAUCGACCCGUUGAAAAACAUUUUCUUGCGAUGCCAUACCAGUGCCAAAUUCUCAACUUCCAAGAGUACGCCAGAAUAUAUUGUGUCGGAAUAUUUUUUCCGUGACCUCUAGUUUUCAUGAAGCCCUUAUCGGCACUUUCUGUAUCCUUGUCAUUCCAGUGCCAACUCCAGCAAAGAAAUAAUGCUGGAUGUUUUAUUUUU